CUUGCUUCGCCCACCCAAAAACAUUGCCUCCCCUUCCUUUAAGGAGAUUGCAUUUAAUUCUCUCCCACCCCUUCUUUUUUCCUUGCUAAAUGCCCUCUUUGGAAGGUGGGUGGGUAUCAGAGACAGACCCAUGCAGGCAUACCAAUGCCCAUUGGUGCACACUUUUUGCAACAUAUACACACACACACACACACAUAUAUAUAUUUAUUGCUGAAAUCUGCUUUGCCAUGCUUGCUGUGACUCUGUCCCUUCUGUAAAUAGGAUUUCUCAUUUUUCCUUCUAUUUUAUUGAUCAGUCCCCAAACCUACCAGCUCUUGGAUUAUUAUCAUUACUAUUUUAUUUUGCACGAUAUAUAUAUAUAUAUGGUAUAUGCACGCAUUAUAAAAAUGACAGUUGUCUUUGAUGGAUGAUUAAAAGAAGAGGGACUCUCCAGCUUCCUUUUGGAAAGGGAUCUCUGCCCCUUUCCCAAGAUGUUCCCUCAAGGACGGCACACCUCCGGGCAGCCUUUCAAAUUCUCCGUGUUGGAAAUCUGUGACCGGAUCAAGGAAGAAUUCCAGUUCCUUCAAGCUCAGUAUCACAGUCUAAAGCUGGAAUGUGAGAAGCUGGCCAGCGAGAAGACGGAAAUGCAAAGGCAUUAUGUGAUGUAUUACGAAAUGUCUUACGGAUUAAACAUCGAGAUGCAUAAGCAGGCUGAGAUUGUCAAACGGUUGAGUACCAUUUGCGCGCAGAUAAUCCCCUUCCUGACCCAAGAGCACCAACAGCAGGUCUUGCAAGCGAUGGAUCGGGCCAAGCAAGUCACCAUGGGGGAGCUGAACAACGUUAUUGGGCAGCAGCAGCUCCAGCACCUCUCCCAUCACGCCCCUCCUAUCCCACUGACCCCGCAUCCUUCGGGCUCCCAGACCCCGACCCUGAGUGCCAUCGGGACCACAUCCGGGCUUCUGGCGCUCUCGGGAGUGUUGACGGCUCAGGCGGCGCUCGGAGCAAAGGACGAAAGAGGAGCGCAGGAUGCCGAGAAUAACCGAGAACACACUUCAAGCCGGAGCAAUUCUGCUUCUCCUCCUGAGAGCUUGCAAGAUGAGGAGCAACAUGUGGACAACCUUGGGGCAAAGUGUAAGCCAGACGGGAAGGAAGAGGCCGGACAUUACGAGAGCGACGGAGAGAAAAGCGAUUACAACCUAGUGGUGGAUGAGGAUCCUCCUUCUGAACACAGCAGCCCUGUCUGCACAUCCAGUGUGAAACUCUUGCCAACCCGGAGGGAGAUCCCAGACAGCCCCACAUCGCUGGCUUCCAGUCGGAGCACCACGCCACUGAAAGGAAAGGACCCGAAUGUGGGCGAUGCCAACUCUGCCAUCUGCAAACCAGCCAACCUGUCUCCACCUCCUGAAUCCUUAACCCCCGGUCCUGGUCCAAGCUGUACCUCUCAGAUCCAGCAGAUCGCUAAAACAUCCACCACAGAGGCCAUCAGAGCUCUCCGGAGUCCUUUGAGCAUGACCGGUUCCUUUGCUUCCUCCUUUGGGAUCGUGCCCCACACGGCUCUGAAUGGAGAUCUGUCCGCUCCGAGCUCUUAUGUCAGCAUCCACCUUUCCCCGCAAAUCGGAGGAACCGUCAUGUACGGACGCUCCCCCGUGGUGGCCUUUGAAUCUCACCCACAUUUGCGUGGUUCGGCAAUAUCCGCUUCCCUUCCAGCCGUCCCAGGCAGCAAACCGGCUUAUUCCUUCCAUGUGAGCGCAGACGGGCAAAUGCAGCCGGUCCCUUUCCCACCCGAUGCCCUGAUCGGCUCGGGUAUCCCCCGCCAUGCCCGCCAGCUCCACACACUGACCCAUGGUGAGGUGGUGUGUGCCGUCACCAUCAGCAACUCCACCCAGCAUGUCUACACGGGCGGAAAAGGCUGCGUGAAGGUCUGGGACGUGGGGCAGCCGGGCACCAAGACUCCUGUCGCCCAACUUGACUGCCUGAAUCGAGAGAAUUACAUCCGGUCUUGCAAACUCCUUCCUGAUGGCCGAAGCCUGAUCGUGGGUGGGGAGGCCAGCACCCUUUCCAUUUGGGAUCUGGCUGCUCCCACCCCACGGAUCAAGGCGGAACUGACCUCUUCGGCCCCGGCUUGCUACGCUUUGGCUAUCAGUCCGGAUGCCAAAGUCUGCUUUUCCUGUUGCAGUGACGGCAACAUUGUGGUGUGGGAUCUCCAGAAUCAAACCAUGGUCAGGCAAUUCCAAGGCCACACAGAUGGGGCCAGUUGCAUCGACAUCUCCAACUAUGGCACCAAACUCUGGACAGGGGGCUUGGACAACACCGUCCGCUGUUGGGACCUGCGGGAGGGCCGCCAGCUUCAGCAACAUGACUUCAGCUCCCAAAUUUUCUCCCUGGGUUACUGCCCCACGGGUGAAUGGCUGGCGGUUGGGAUGGAGAGCAGCAACGUCGAAAUCUUGCACGUGACAAAAUCGGAGAAGUACCAACUCCACCUUCACGAGAGCUGUGUCCUCUCCCUCAAGUUUGCCUCCUGUGGCAAAUGGUUUAUAAGUACCGGCAAAGACAACCUGCUUAAUGCAUGGAGGACACCGUACGGAGCCAGCAUCUUCCAGUCCAAAGAAUCUUCCUCGGUGCUCAGUUGCGACAUCUCAGCCAACGACAAAUUUAUCGUGACGGGAUCGGGAGACAAGAAAGCGACCGUUUACGAACUGGUGUAUUGAGGAAGGUGGCAGAAUCAGAGCCAUUCCUGCCCUUCUACUUCCCACUGGAGACUGCCAGCUUUGGCUAUUGUUUGGUGACAAAAACGUGUCAACACUGGAGACUCUUGUGACACGAAUUCAACUCUGCCGCUCUUCUCCACGAAUGCUCUUCCCGCAGUUGGCUGCCACGAUUCCUAGGGCUACCCGCACACUUCUGAGUCUCUCUUUGCAAGGCCAUGUGGACUAGAAACUUAAAAACAGAUUCUCAGGAAGAGUUUUCUUUUUGGGUGGGCUCUCCAGUGGAAAAAUGGUGCAGAGACAAUCCUCCACUGCUUUUCGGUGUAAAUCAGGCAUGAACCACAGACUGAAGAAGUUGAACUAGAGCAGCUGGGGAGGAGGCCUAAGCCAUUGCCUCCUUUUAUCCCACUAAUUGGAUCAGCGGAUAGUAGAGGAAAUGUCUCUAAGCCUUCGCCGUCGGGAGGGAAUCUCCACGAAAAGCAGAGGUGAAAUGGCAUUGGGCCCUCUCUCUUCUCACUGAUUUUUAGAGUCUUCAUUUGGUUUCCUCAUUCUUCUUCUUCUUGUGCAAAUGAAAUAAAGUGUUUUAAAUCCUU
Molecule: messenger RNA, 3277 nt
Organism: Sceloporus undulatus (fence lizard)
Lineage: Eukaryota; Metazoa; Chordata; Lepidosauria; Squamata; Phrynosomatidae
Product: transducin-like enhancer protein 2
Exons: 20
Coding region: 471-2687 (738 amino acids)
Biological process (GO): negative regulation of canonical Wnt signaling pathway; regulation of DNA-templated transcription
Cellular component (GO): nucleus; transcription regulator complex
Molecular function (GO): transcription corepressor activity; protein binding
Source: RefSeq, a predicted model, not a curated record